This is a messenger RNA of Salvia miltiorrhiza (redroot sage), 2226 nucleotides long. RefSeq names its product rop guanine nucleotide exchange factor 1. The transcript has 5 exons. The coding region runs from base 257 to 1957 and encodes 566 amino acids. NCBI's taxonomy places the organism in Eukaryota, Viridiplantae, Streptophyta, Magnoliopsida, Lamiales, Lamiaceae. Gene Ontology annotation, molecular function: guanyl-nucleotide exchange factor activity. The record is from RefSeq and is a predicted model, not a curated record.
UAGGUACACCUAUACAUAUACUCAUAUAGAGAGAGAAAGGAGUAGUACCUGCUGCUUUGCUUUUAUAGUUGUCGGCUUUUGCUUUUUCCACUCUCCAUCUUCUCCACCUUCACCACCACUCUUUUCUGCAACGAAUUCUCAGGUAACGGCAGCGCUACGCUUUGCUCCUGCAAGUGAAAUGGCGGCAAUGUGCAUCUGAGAUCUCUGCAUUUUCCUUCUAAAGCAAAAGGUUCAUUUCGUCCGAAGCUUCGAUACGAUGGGGAGUGUGUCAUCGGAGGAAGGCAGCGAGGACAGGUGCGGGAGCUACAGCUUGAGCGCGGACGUCAGCGAGUCGGAGAGCUCGAAUGGUGAAGUAGAGGAGGAUGAGUGCGGCGGCGCUUCGAGUUCCGCGGGGUUUUCCCCCUUCGCCGCCGGCGGUUCGGCGUCCUUGUCGCCGAUUUUCAGUUUUCCGGUCGUCGGAGGCAAGGAUGUGGUGGUUUGGGACGAGAAGCCGCUCAAACGUAGCUCUGAUUUGUCAGAAAUUGAGAUGAUGAAGGAAAGAUUUGCUAAGCUUCUUCUGGGCGAAGACAUGUCUGGAGGAGGUAAAGGAGUUUGUACUGCGCUAGCAAUUUCGAAUGCUAUCACUAAUCUUUCUGCUACUGUAUUUGGGGAAUUGUGGAGGCUGGAGCCCAUGGCUCCUCAAAAGAAGGCAAUGUGGUGCAGGGAGAUGGAAUGGCUCUUGUCUGUGAGUGAUUCGAUUGUGGAGCUUGUUCCCUCGAUUCAACAGUACCCGGGCGGUGGCACUUAUGAGGUGAUGGCAACGAGACCACGUUCAGACUUAUAUAUGAACUUGCCAGCACUCAAGAAGCUAGAUGCGAUGUUGAUCAGCAUUCUUGAUGGGUUUUGUGACACGGAGUUUUGGUAUGUUGAUCGAGGGAUUGUUGUGGAUGAUCAAGACAAGUAUUCACCCGGUGCAUUGUCUGGGAGGCCUUCUGUUCGACAGGAAGAGAAGUGGUGGCUUCCGUGCCCUAAGGUUCCUGGUAAGGGCCUGUCUGAAGAGUCGAGGAAGAGGUUGCAACAGUGCAGGGAUUGCACAAACCAGAUAUUGAAAGCAGCAUUAGCCAUAAAUGGUAAUGUGCUAGCUGAAAUGGACAUUCCAGCAGCCUAUAUUGAAACAUUGCCAAAGAAUGGAAGAGAUUGCUUGGGCGAUAUCAUCUACAGGUAUAUAACAGCUGAUCAGUUUGCACCCGAAUGCCUUCUUGAUUGCCUCGACUUGUCAACGGAGCAUCACACUCUAGACGUGGCAAAUAGAGUUGAGGCAGCCGUGCAUGUUUGGAAGAUGAAAGAAAAGAAGAAACACCCUAAUGACCCAAAAUCUAAGCGGAAGUCAUGGGGUGGUAAGGUGAAGGGUUUCGUAGCUGAACAUGGAGAAAAGAAUCUGUUUCUGGCGCAGCGUGCUGAGACAUUGUUGCACAGUCUUAGGCUUCGUUUCCCCGGCCUUCCACAAACUGCACUAGAUAUGAGCAAAAUUCAGUACAACAAGGAUGUAGGGCACUCCAUUCUUGAAAGCUAUUCGCGAGUCAUGGAGAGUUUAGCGUUCAAUAUAAUUGCUAGGAUCGAUGAUGUUGUGUUUGUGGAUGAUGCCACAAGGCGUUGCGCUGCAGCAGAGUCCAUGUCAAUCUUCGGCAGGGGAGGCGGUUUCAAUGGCCUGCCCAUUCAAAAGAAGAUGUCACCGAGUCCCUUCUCCAUUCAGCACACGCCCUACACAUCUCCAUUCGCAACCCCAACCUUCUGUUCAUCCCCGCCCAUGCCCAACAGCCCGAGAAGGUCCGUUACUCCACUGAGCAAGGCUGCCCAGACAAGAGUGCCAAAUCAUAAACUCGACAAAGUUGUGCCUACAGAUCUUGAUAAACUCUGGUCCUACGCUGGAAAUCUCGGGUCCAGGAGAGUCCCGUGGGACGCCCCAGAACGCGACUGAUGAUCUGAUUAUCUGGUUGGAAGCAAGUCGGAAGUGUUAAAUAGCGGAAGAUUCAUCUUUAUAUAUCCUGUAUAUUUGCCUAGUUAGGUAUUUUUAUUUACCUGUCGAAGUUUUGAUCUUUCUUCUUAGCACUUGACAAGAUAAAUUAGGUUUAUUUAUUUACCGCAGUUAUGUAAUUUCAACACUGAACUUGGGUAGUCUACAGCUUGUUGAUUACUAAUUGUGGUUGCUGGAAUUUAAUGUAUUCAAGCAAAUUUCAUCCUAGAAAA